AACCUUUGCACCUCUUUCUUUUAGGUCCAAUUAGCUUUUCGGGUCUGUUCUAAGCCCAAAUCCUCCUCCUCCUCUCUCUUGUCUCUCUUCCUGCAAAGCCUUACCUCUCCGCCUUGGACGUCGUUUUCCGGCCUUCAAACCCGCCCCCAGAUCAGAUCGCUUCUGUUUGGGCUUUUUUUCACCGCUGCAGGGUUUACUUGUAGGCAGAAAUGACGGAGGAAAUGGUCUCCGGGGAGAACAAUCAGCUGGCGCUGACCACUCCUGAAACGCAGCCGAUCAGGCGCAGGAAAAAGAAGUCCAUGGUAUGGGAGUACUUCACCAUUGAACAUGUGAGUGCUGGAUGUAGAAGAGCAUAUUGUAAGCGCUGCAAGCAAAGUUUUGCUUAUAGCACUGGUUCCAAGGUAGCGGGUACCAGCCAUCUGAAACGCCACAUUGCCAAAGGAACCUGUCCGGUGUUACGAGGCCAAGAUAACAAUCAAUUCAACUCGUAUAACACAAUGAUGGGCGGAAGUGAACCUCCGAAGCGACGCUACAGAUCUCCUAGUACACCUUUUAUCCCAUUUGAUCAGGAUCGAUGCAGGCAUGAAAUUGCCAGAAUGAUCAUCUUGCAUGAGUACCCCCUUCACAUGGUUGAGCAUCCCGGUUUCAUAGCUUUUGUUCAAAAUCUUCGGCCUCGGUUCGAUAAAAUGAGUUUCAACACAGUUCAAGGGGAUUGUGUGGCAACUUACCUGAGGGAAAAGCAAAGCCUCAUGAAGUUUAUUGAGGGUGUUCCUGGACGAUUUUGUCUUACACUGGACAUGUGGAGUUCAAAUCAAACGCUCGGUUAUGUGUUUAUUACCGGACACUUUGUUGAUAUGGAGUGGAAGUUGCACAGACGGGUUUUCAAUGUCAUAAUGGAACCGUAUCCGGAUUCCCAUUCUGCUCUAAGUCAUGCCGUUGCUGCUUGCCUUUCUGACUGGAGUUUGGAAGGCAAGUUAUUUUCCCUCACCUUCGAUCAUCCACUAAGUGAAGCCGGGCUGGAAAAUCUUAGACCUUUACUGUGCGUUAAGAAUCCCCUUAUUCUUAAUGGUCAGCUGUUAAUUGGAAAUUGUAUAGCUCAUAUUAUAAGCAGCAUGGCAAAGGAUGUUCUUGGAGCCGGGCAAGGGAUCAUCAAGAAAAUCCGUGAUAGCGUAAAGUACGUGAAGAUGUCAGAAUCCCACGAGGAAAAGUUCAUUCAAGUAAAAAACCAGCUUCAAGUGCUCAGUGAAAAGAACCUGUUUCUUGAUGAUCAAACUCGGUGGAACACAACAUACCAAAUGCUUGCAGCUGCUUCUGAAUUGAAGGAAGUGUUUGAUUGCUUGGAUACUUAUGAUCCAGAUUAUAAGCUAGCCCCAUCAGUGGAAGACUGGAAGCUGGCUGAGACUUUAUGCAGUUUCAUGAAACCUCUCUUCGAUGCAACCAGCAUCCUUACAGCUAAAACUCAACCUACUGCAAUCACAUUCUUUCACGAAGUGUGGAGGAUACACGCGGACUUGGGUCGUUCUAUCACGAGUGAGGAUCCCUUUAUCAGCAACCUUGCGAAAUCAAUGCAUGAAAAGAUUGAUAAAUACUGGAAGGACUGUAGCCUGGUUUUGGCAAUUGCCGUUGUCAUGGAUCCCCGUUUCAAAAUGAAACUUGUCGAGUUCAGUUUCACGAAAACAUACGGUGAGGAAGCUCCCACACACGUUAAAACUGUCGAUGACGGAAUUCACGAGCUCUUUCUUGAGUACAUAGCACUUCCACUGCCUUUGACGCCAACAUAUGCAGAUGAAGGGAAUGCCGGAGACAACGGAAAGACCGAUGAAUCUCAUCAGGGAAAUCUUCUUUCAGACCACGGGCUUACAGAUUUCGAUGCCUACAUUAUGGAGACUAGUAGCCAUCAGAUGAAGUCCGAGUUAGAUCAGUACUUGGAAGAGUCAUUGUUACCCCGCGUCCAAGAGUUCGACGUCUUGGGUUGGUGGAAGGUGAACAAGAUGAAGUAUCCAACUCUUUCCAAGAUGGCUCGUGACAUUUUGUCGAUUCCAGUCUCCUCUGUUGCUCCUGAUUCGAUCUUCAAUACCACAGAGAAGCGGCUAGAUGAGUACCGAAGCUCCUUGCGACCGGAGACAGUGGAAGCACUGGUCUGUGCCAAGGAGUGGUUACAAUAUGGAGAUUCUGAAGUUUCCAAUGCGCUUGUUAAAAUGGAAUUUUAGAUGUAGAUGUUUAUUAAACUGAGUAUGUACGGUAGGUUACCGUAUUGGACAUGUUGCACUUGUAUUUGUACAAUUAGAAAGAACCGUAUGGACUACGGAUACUUGCAGUUUUUCCCCCAUUUCA
This is a messenger RNA of Hibiscus syriacus, 2334 nucleotides long. Its product is annotated as zinc finger BED domain-containing protein DAYSLEEPER-like. The transcript is spliced from 2 exons. NCBI's taxonomy places the organism in Eukaryota, Viridiplantae, Streptophyta, Magnoliopsida, Malvales, Malvaceae. Gene Ontology annotation, molecular function: protein dimerization activity; DNA binding. Bases 210 to 2210 code for a protein of 666 amino acids. The record is from RefSeq and is a predicted model, not a curated record.